Messenger RNA from Ipomoea nil (Japanese morning glory), 2333 nucleotides. RefSeq names its product trifunctional UDP-glucose 4,6-dehydratase/UDP-4-keto-6-deoxy-D-glucose 3,5-epimerase/UDP-4-keto-L-rhamnose-reductase RHM1. The record is from RefSeq and is a predicted model, not a curated record. Bases 1 to 2022 code for a protein of 673 amino acids. Gene Ontology annotation, molecular function: UDP-glucose 4,6-dehydratase activity; UDP-L-rhamnose synthase activity; dTDP-glucose 4,6-dehydratase activity. The transcript is spliced from 2 exons. Gene Ontology annotation, biological process: auxin export across the plasma membrane; UDP-rhamnose biosynthetic process; flavonol biosynthetic process. Lineage: Eukaryota; Viridiplantae; Streptophyta; Magnoliopsida; Solanales; Convolvulaceae.
AUGGCAACGUACACCCCGAAGAAUAUCCUGAUUACCGGUGCUGCCGGAUUUAUUGCAUCUCAUGUUGCAAAUCGACUUGUCCGGAGCUAUCCGGAUUACAAGAUUGUUGUCCUCGAUAAGCUUGACUACUGUUCGAAUCUCAAGAACCUCACUCCAUCUCGCUCUUCCCCCAACUUCAAGUUUGUUAAGGGGGACAUUGGCAGUGCUGAUCUGGUUAACUACCUCCUGAUCACUGAGAAUAUAGACACAAUAAUGCACUUUGCUGCUCAGACUCAUGUGGACAACUCCUUUGGUAACAGCUUUGAGUUCACCAAGAACAACAUCUACGGUACUCAUGUACUAUUGGAGGCUUGCAAGGUUACAGGCCAGAUCAGAAGGUUCAUCCAUGUCAGCACAGAUGAGGUCUAUGGGGAGACUGAUGAGGAUGCUGUUGUGGGAAAUCAUGAGGCCUCACAACUCCUUCCCACAAACCCCUAUUCAGCCACAAAAGCUGGGGCUGAAAUGCUUGUUAUGGCUUAUGGUAGGUCAUAUGGGUUGCCUGUGAUAACCACUCGAGGAAAUAAUGUGUAUGGUCCCAACCAGUUCCCUGAAAAGCUAAUCCCAAAGUUCAUCCUUUUAGCAAUGAGGGGGAAAACUCUUCCCAUCCAUGGAGAUGGUUCUAAUGUCCGAAGUUAUCUUUACUGUGAAGAUGUUGCUGAGGCCUUUGAGGUUGUUCUUCACAGGGGAGAGGUUGGUCAUGUUUACAACAUUGGAACAAAGAAGGAAAGGAGAGUGAUUGAUGUUGCUAAGGAUAUAUGCCAACUUUUUAAUAUGGAUCCAAAAACAAGCAUUGAGUUUGUGGAAAACAGGCCGUUCAAUGACCAGAGAUACUUCCUUGAUGAUCAGAAGUUGAAGAACAUAGGAUGGUCAGAGCGGACCGCAUGGACUGAGGGUUUGAAAAAGACAAUAGAAUGGUAUACCAAUAACCCUGAUUGGUGGGGGGAUGUCUCUGGUGCUUUGCUUCCUCAUCCUAGAAUGCUAAUGAUGCCUGGCGGGGUAGAAAGACAUUUUGAUGGUCCCGAGAACUGUGAUUCUGAAUCUUCUCAAUUCACUGCAAAGUCAAAUCAGAGCCAGAUGGUGGUUCCGAUUCCCAAAAAGAACCCAGCUCAAAAACCACCUUACAAGUUUUUGAUUUAUGGUAGAACCGGGUGGAUUGGUGGUCUCCUCGGCAAGUUAUGCGAGAAACAAGGGAUUCCUUAUGAGUAUGGAAAGGGGCGUCUAGAGGAUCGUUCACUGCUUUUGGCUGACAUUCAGUCUAUUAAGCCCACUCAUGUCCUUAAUGCUGCAGGUGUCACUGGUAGACCCAAUGUUGAUUGGUGUGAAAGCCAUAAGACUGAAACAAUCCGCGCCAAUGUUGCUGGUACUCUUACUUUGGCAGAUGUGUGUAGAGAGAACGGUAUCCUGAUGGUGAAUUUUGCCACUGGCUGUAUAUUUGAAUAUGAUGCUGCACAUCCAGAAGGUUCUGGAAUUGGAUACAAAGAGGAAGACAAACCUAACUUCACAGGUUCUUUCUAUUCAAAGACCAAGGCCAUGGUUGAAGAGCUCCUGAAAGAAUAUGACAAUGUUUGCACACUCAGAGUUCGCAUGCCGAUAUCAUCAGACCUUAGCAACCCUCGCAAUUUCAUCACCAAAAUCACUCGCUACAACAAGGUGGUCAAUAUCCCCAACAGUAUGACCAUAUUGGACGAGCUUCUUCCCAUUUCCAUAGAGAUGGCAAAGCGUAACCUCAAGGGCAUAUGGAAUUUCACAAACCCUGGGGUUGUCAGUCACAAUGAAAUUCUGGAAAUGUACAAGAAGUACAUAGAUCCAGAAUUCAAAUACGCCAACUUCACUCUGGAAGAGCAGGCGAAGGUGAUAGUUGCACCUCGAAGUAACAAUGAGAUGGACGCAUCAAAGCUGAAGAAAGAGUUCCCUGAGUUGCUAUCAAUCAAGGAAUCACUGAUCAAGUACGUCUUUGAACCGAACAGGAAAACAUCUGCAUAAUUAAGCUUUAGAGAUUGUUAAACACGGGUGGGUGGGUUUGUGCGUUAGCUACUUAGCUCUAGUUACUUACUAUCUAUGCUUAGCUACACUUGAAUUCAUUUCUGUUGCUUUAGCAUUUUAAGAGUGACUAGAGUGCCUCUACUCGGCUAUUUAUUCGUUGGUAUUUCUUGUGAAUUUAUAAUGGUCAGCAGUGCCCCCUUGUCACAUGAGAAACUUAUACCGCAUUCUUGUAUGAUGUUAUCUUAUACCAGUAUGUGAGACUGUAAUUCAAUCUAUUAUGAAGUACGGGAAUAAUAUUUAUUUUGCAAUUC